This is a messenger RNA of Penicillium samsonianum, 3876 nucleotides long. RefSeq lists its product as uncharacterized. The transcript has 5 exons. Bases 1 to 3876 code for a protein of 1291 amino acids. The record is from RefSeq and is a predicted model, not a curated record. NCBI's taxonomy places the organism in Eukaryota, Fungi, Ascomycota, Eurotiomycetes, Eurotiales, Aspergillaceae.
AUGGAGCGAGUAAGGAAAACCUUCUUCGACCCGCUCGCAACAUCGAAAGCUCGGGUUCGAGAGAUCCUAAAGGAGCUUCCGGUCGGCUCUGCACACCCUUUUAGUCCCGAGCGACUUCUUCUUUGUCGGACAGACAGCGGCAUUGACGAAAUUGAUAUCUCCUCCUAUCCAGAUGACUUUUUCUUCAAUGCCGUGGACCUGGGUGAGAUGGGUGAGAUCCUUCUGAGGCGUAUGGCUGGUUUCCAGCCUCAUCUGGGGAUAUUCGAGAACUUCCAAAUCCUACAAGCACCAGCCUCGACGUUCAAGGUCCCGAUACUGUCCGGCCAAAUUACAAUCCUGGCAGUCUCUCAAAGAAAGCCCACUUACUACGAUUUCUGCUUCGCGGAUGCAUCAUGCAACACGUGUUGCUGGAACGCAACACGUACCUUUCCAGGAAUUACUCAUAGCAGCGAUGUCACCAAUGGAGAUGAUCUCCUACAUUUUGUCAAGAUCGAACAGGAGACUCUCGCAGAGAAAGAAAUCUGCGUGUUCAUAUCUGGCUACAAUCGGACCCCCAUAACAAAAUUCCUAGGAACCAACCCUGCGUUGCUUGUUGCCGAUCAUGUGGAAAAGGUCCUUUACAUCGUCCCGGUACCCUUGGAUGCUGCGACAAUUGGAGACGCAACCAUCUGUUGCCCACUGGUAAUAACGCGUGACGGGGACUCCCUAAUAUGUUCGAUUCUGUCAACAGCAACGACAGACCGAGAGAAAAGCUGCUCCGGUAACAAUUUCAAAAGCGCUUCCUUCCCCGAAGCAAUCCACCGCGCCGAUUUCACCAUCUCCGCCACUUCUCCAACUGCUACAAAAGAUACAGCUCCAAUGAACGACUCAGCCGAAGAGAAAACUAAUUCGAGUUCGGAAAGCCUGAGCAAGAUCACCAAAGAAAAUGCCGUGUUUACCACCGAUUUAGCCACUCUCCCUUCCUUCCUCGAUUUAGAAAAAGCACAAAUCAUACGUUUCGGGACUGGCAUUGAAUUCAAGCUACCCGGUGAAGAGCUUCCCACGAAGACUGAGCCAUCCGCAGUUGUUUUGCCAUGCAUAUUUGGUUCCCAGCUUCAGGGUCCAUUUCUUUUGGCAACAGGAACGGUCCCAUCAAAUGUUCCCUCUGUCGAUGAAAUUGCUAUCCGGGACUAUUACAAGCAACUCAAGAACGCCGUGGUUGUUGUCGACGACCGAAUGACAGAUAAUGCCCGCAAUCUUGCAACUACCUACAGAAUCAAUGCACUCUUCAUCGUGCAACUCAGUCCAGAAACCGAGCCCAAGACAACUGAUGAAAUCAUGUCUUUGUUGAACUCAGCGAACAUCAACGCGGUGACAGCACUCGCAGGACCACAGUCUUUGAUUCUAAUUCAAAUCUCCGAGAGGUAUUACUUCUACCGAGGCAUUGCUAAUCGGGCAUACAUGAACACGUCCACAGUCGAAUUUGGCUCCGAUGUGACAACCAUCCUCGAGGCUGUCGGUAUAGAAUCUAUCCUAGAUCCAAGAAUCGAGCGUAUUGUUACUCUCGGCGAUGCAAACAAGAUUAUCUUACCCACUUCAGGCCAGUUGAUCCAGCCUCAGAAUCUUCAGAACUUGUUCGAAGAGCUCUCAAUAGACCAAAUCAAAGAGCUGAAAGAGGACAUAUCGGCAGCAGUUCCCCAACUCCAAAUGCUUUUGAACGAGAAGGACCUACGAGAACUGUCCAAAUCCCUGGUACUUGCACUUUCAACAAAGAUCAGCGAAGCGACAGCUAUAUUGAGAAACACCUACACCAAGUACCUAACCCAGGGGUACAAAAUGACAGAUCCAGAGUGGGCAAAGACGAAGAAUUCAAUGCUUGGAAAUUUGAGAAAGGUUACCAGAGAGAUGCAGAUUGCGCUUGAGCCGCUCAUUUCGAGCUUGGCUAACAUGAUGUCUUCUCAAACGACUUCAAAGCGGACACACGAUUUGAAGAGACUUGUUCGCCAAACCCAGAUUCAGGCUAAUGUCGAGGCCGUUAAGUCCAUGACUUUUGACACUUUGGCAGGAUACCUUGAAACAUAUGCGGGAGAUAUGGGAGUCAUGCUAUUGAAUAUCGACACAUCGUCCUAUUCCCAGCUCUUGGACAAUCUGAAAAACACCGCCAUCGAUGCCAGUCCAUGCUGCGACCUUGACUCGAGAGUUCUACAUCUCGAAGGAUUCGACGCCGGAAUUAUCAUAGAGCAGUCGCAGGCCAACCACAAUGGCCCACUCCAAAGUCAGGACGGUCCCUCCCACCCAAUUUUGGCCCUACCAUACCUGAGCCGGGAAUCGGGAACCGGAUCGAUGUUAGCUUGGGUCUGUUGGGAUGAAUUUGUUAACCUCAAAAGUCCAUACACCGUGAGAUGGAUGGAGAAGUGCAAUGAAGCGCACAUUGCCGCGCUAAGAAUCAUCAUGAGGUCUACUCUCAGUAAAGCAGUGUCAGCUAGAGAGCAUCACAUUGAACCUAACAGCCCAGAAACUACCCAUCUUAUGAGCGCUUUGUUGAUGGCGGCUAUGUCGAAGCUCGCCGCGAUGAGGACAACUGCACCGGUUGUGUCACAGGAGGCCGGGGAUACUGUCACGAGAUUGAUGCGAGGACUUUUCGGCAACCUGUUGACAAUAGCAGGUUCAGGAGUCCGUCCUCACAGCAUGGUCUGGCAGCUGUUUGGCCUGAACCCUCAAUACGACCUUCCCAAGACCGAUGUUGAGUGGAUUUGGUACGAAACUGUCGUCGCUUUGUAUCCUUACACCGGAUGGCCUCUUGAGCAGUUCUACGAAAAUCUGGAGAAGCUCCUUGACAAGGCCAUUGUCCGUGUGGUGACCAAGAACGAAAAGGUGGAGUGCGUGAGAGCAAGCCGGACUGAUGAGAUGAUCAGGUUUUCCAAGCUUCGGAAUAUUCAGCUUCACCAUUCUCGCACAAUUAUCACUGUCUUCAUGCAAAUGCUUACGGCAGAGGGGUCUGAUAUCCCUACUAUCGCAACUCGUCUGCUAGAGCAGCUUCCACAACCGUUAGAGCGACAGAGUCAGGGCUAUACCAUGAUGAUCGAUUAUCUUGAACAUCUCGCGAAGGGAGGCCAACGAUGUGCCCAUGACGACCUCGUUGCCGCUAGCAUCUACACCUCGCGCUCAGCUGCCUUUGGCUCACUGAAGACCGAUGUGUCGGAAGCGUGUAAGAACAAAGAAUGGGCGAAGAUGAAGAAGUCCUGUCAAGCAAUCAUGGACAAACAUGCCGAAGUUGCUUCUCUGUGGCACGUCAACCCUGAUGUCUUGAAGGUUCAAAACAUGAAGGUGUACAAAGACCUUCUGGACGCAGACUUCGGGGACGAUAUUGACGAAGCUACAAAGACCAAGAAUCUUGAACUGAGCAGAAAGGCCCUUGGCGAUGCAGAGAAACAGCGCGUUCCUUGGCAAGUCGGGAAGAAAGGUCAAUUCGGCAAUGACAUUGAGCCUCUAGAUGAGGUCUUCCUUCACGAAAUUCUCACCGGAAAAAAGCCGGAAGCCAUCCCAGCCGUCGAGUCAGCUGAGCAAUCCGGGACAGAGACAACUGCCAUAAUAGAAACCAAACCAGGAGCUGAAUUCGCGCAAUUCGAAUCGUCAAUGCAGGCUAGCUUCAUUACUACGAUGCAGAAGGACCUUUCGGCCGAAAUUGUCUGCCGUAGCAUUAAUGUUCCUGCUACUGCAAUGCGCGUCUUCACUAAGGCUCUUAAUCCGAAGUUUGUGUGGGAGGACUUGGGGAAGAACUACAAGAGCACAAUUCUGGGGCUGUUGAAGAAUCGUUCGAAUCGGAUGGAGAGCCGCCCUACUAAGAAGUUGUUGGAGCUAGUGAGUGAUAACACGAAGCUUCAAAUUGGCGGGUGA